AUGGAGGCAAGCCCACGGAACCCGGAAACAAUCCCAAGAAACCCGGAUGACAACAAUGGCGAAAAUGGGAAUAACCGCACCGUGUCUGUCCUCAGAGAAACGGAACCAGCUGCAACGGCAGUGGCCCGUCGCUCGGCAGCCGGUGGGAGUCGAGGAGGCGCUCGGGCUGUCGGCGGCGGCAGCGGCGGCGGCAGCGGCAGCGACGGCCGGGACGGGAGGCGACUGCAGCGGAGGCCACGGCGGCAGUGGAAGAGGCCGCGCAGCGGCGGCAGAAGGCCUCAGCGGCAGAAGAGGCGGUGGCGGCCCAGACGGGGGCGGCUGCGGCGGAGGCCACGGCGGCGGCGAAGAGGCUGCGCGGCGGUGGCGGAAGAGCCGGAAACAGCAGAGGCCACGGCGGCUGAAGAGGCAGCUGCAGCGGAGGCCGCGGCGGUGGAGCGAGGCGGCAGCGGCAGAGGCCGCGCGGCAGCAGAAGAGGCGGAGGCCGCAGCGGCAGAAGAGGCACUCGGCGUCCUCGGCGGGAGCGGCUGCAGCGGAGGCCGCGGCGGCGGAGUGAGGCGGCAGCGGCGGAAACGGCGGCGGUGGCCGGAACAGGAAACAGCUGCAGCGGAGGCCGCGGCGGGGGCGGAAGAGGCCGUGGCGGCGGAGGAGGAGGCCGGAGAGGCCGCGGGGCUGCGGCGGAAGGCCUCAGCGGCAGAAGAGGCAGCGGCGUCCCAGACAGGGGGCGGCUGCAGCGGAGGCCGCGACGGCGGAGGCCACGCGGCGGCGGCUGAAGAGACGGCAGGCGUCCCAGACGGGGGCGGCUGCAAUGGAUGGCUGCAGCGGCGGCGACGGCCGGAGCGAGGUGGAAAGGCCGUGGCGGCGGCAGAGGCGGCCGGAGCGAGGGCGGGAGCAACGGAGGCCGUAGCGGUGGCAGAGGAAUGGUAA
Molecule: messenger RNA, 924 nt
Organism: Notechis scutatus (mainland tiger snake)
Lineage: Eukaryota; Metazoa; Chordata; Lepidosauria; Squamata; Elapidae
Source: RefSeq, a predicted model, not a curated record